GUGGAGUCGCCAGCAGCACUGUCUUUUCACCACCUGCAAACACACAUUCUCUCUCUCUCUCUCUCCUCCCAUUUCUUUUUAGGGCAAAAGCUGCUCUGCUUCUUUGGAAUUACUGUUCUCUUUCUCUGUCUAAUUUCAAGGCACUAUUCUUGUCUGGUCACCCGGUUUUAUUCGAUAUUGCAGGUCGAAGAGCGAGAAGAGCCUCUUUGUUUUCUGCUUUUUAGGGUUUUGUUAGAGGUUUAUGUGCGGUCUCGCCUCGAUCCUACGGUCAGGGCCGCUUUGCUUUCAUUCAAUACUGUUUUAGGGUUCUACUGUGUAGAUUCGAAGAGUUUCUUUACGGCUUUUUGUGUGGUUGAUGGGCCUGUUUUUUUUUCUUUGUCGGAUUUUGGUCGUGUUUUGAGCUGAACGGGGUCAGAAUCAGGUGAGAUUGGUAAAUUUUAGGGUUUCAGUUGCUUGAGUUUCGGUGUCUGACUGUUAUUGGAGUGAAAAAGAAGGGAAACUGAGUUUGAUUGAUGGAUUUUAAGGUUUUGUUUGCUGAAGUUUGGAGAUUUUGAAAAGUAAGCUUGCAAGAACUUGAUAUACUACUGUUUGUGAUCUCUUGGUUUGGUUUGAGACGAGCUUUUAGAAGUGAUACCAGUAUUAGAAAACCCAAAUAGCUGUGAAAUGUUCUGAUUUUUCACAGAGCAAAGAUUGAAGUACAGGAGCUAAGAUUGGGGGAGAUUGUGGGAUGCAUCAGAGCAAAUUAGCAUUUGUGGGUUACUCCGAGAGCUUCGUAGACUAAGGAAGGAAAUUUUUUUCGAGCAUUUGUUACGCUGUUUUAAGUUUUAAGAAAGUAGUAGGACCUUUCUUAAUUUGAUCAGAAUUUUUUGGGAAGAGACUGAGUUCCUUGGUGUUCAAGUUGUCAAGGAGUCUAAGAAGGCUUUGAUUUGUGAUUCUGUGUUUAUUUAGACAACGAUAUAAGCUGCAAAAAUGUUGCCCUUUGAAAAGUGCAUGUGGAAUGGUGUGUUCGGAGAUAAUUUUUGCAGAAAAGCAUGAUGAUCGCACAAAAGAAGAACGUAUUUUGACAAAUAUCUCUGAUAAGCUCUUCUUCUUCUCCCUUCUCUUUCAUUCAGUGGUUAUUUAGUGCUUAAGCACGUAAUUAUUUGGCGUUUCAAGCCUUCACGCAAAAGUUUGAAGAACAUAUUUUUCUUUUCAUUAGAAUUCCAUGGCCAUCAUCGUUUCAGACCCAAAAAUCCAUGUUACCAGGGCUUCUAUUGUAGGCCUUUGCAUCUUGACCUUUUAAUUUUUGGCAACUUCUCGGAAAUCAGGAAAAGGAAGUAUCUGCCCUUUCGUGGUUCCAAGAGAAGGGGCCUGAAGACUAUGGGCCAACUGCUUCUUAGUGCUUCAGGGCCACCAUUAAAACGGAGAGCUGGUUUGCGAAGAAAACAAGCAGGAAGGGGUUCAUAUCGUGGCAGCUAGAUAGGGAACUGAAGUAGUGAAUACUAUUGUCUUUUUUAAGAGGAUUCUGUUAAGAAUCUCUCUCUCUCUCUCUCUCUCUCUCUCUCUCUCUAAGAGGUGUUUCCAGCUUUGAUCUCUGGUCAUUCAAAGCUUGGCAAAUGGAAACACCACUGAGGCAGUUGUUGAAAGGCUUUUGCCAUGACUCGGAGUGGCAAUAUGCAGUGUUUUGGAAGCUCAAGCACCGGAGCCGCAUGCUAUUGACUUGGGAGGAUGGGUAUUAUAAUUUUCCAAAACCACCCUGCAAUAUACAAGAUACAACAACCAAUGCAUUUUUUAAUUCCAUCGGCGGUGCAGAUUAUUCUAGUGAUGCAAUAGAUGGACGUGUUAGGCAUUCAGUGAGGGACCCAAUUGGAGCGGCGGUGGCAAAUAUGUCAUAUCUUGUGUAUGCAUUGGGGGAAGGGAUUAUUGGUCAAGUGGCAUUUUCAGGGAGGCACUACUGGGCUUUUGCUGAAAAGGUUUUCAAUGGUGAAGGGAACUCUCAGUUUGUGCCCGAGUAUCCAAGUGAAUGGCAAUUUCAGUUUGCUGCUGGUAUUAAGACCAUUGUCCUCAUACCUGUUGUGCCACAUGGGGUAGUGCAGCUUGGGUCCUUGAAACUGCUUAUGGAGGAUUUAAAGCUGGUGGAUCAUGUCAAGAGCUCCUUCAACAUGUUACAGAAUAAAGCUGGGGCUUUCUUUCCAGAUCCUGUGCAUUGCAGUUCAAACAAGAAUAACCCAGAUCCAGUAUCAUCAUCUUUUGAUUCAAUCUCUCAGAAUUCUUUUGCAUCAUCGGCUAUUUACCCAUCAAUUUCAAGAGGAAUCCAAGCUGAAAACUUGGUGGAGAAUAGUGCGGCCCCCUUGGUUUCAAAUUCAUUUACUUAUUUCCUCAAUCAAGUUGUGAAGAGUGAACUGACAUCUUUUCAGAUUCACCACAAACCAUUGAAUGAUUUUCAAGAUCUGAUAUUAGGAGAAGAAAUGGGACAUUUGGCCAUGCGACAAAAGCCAGUUGAAGAGUUGCCGGACCAAAAUAUAUAUGAGGACUCUCUGUUCAAUUUUUGCGGUCAGUCUGAUUCUAAUAUCAUGCAAGGUUCUAGCUUAUCCUCUCUAACACAAGUUGUUGAUCAAGAUUCUUUGCUGAAACAAUCCAUGCGUUCAGCAUCAUGUAAAGACCAGGAACAGAAUGGUGAGGAUUACUUAUGGGCUUUGAGCUUUCCUGCGGAAUCAGAGCUGCAUAAAGUUCUCAAACCAGUCUUUUCCAACAUGGGUUCAACAGAUGCUGCUUCCACUGAUUCAUCUACUCAAACAGCAACAAUGUCAGAACUCAUCGAGCCUCUGGUUGGGGAGUUCGAUGCAUGGCUUAGAUCAGAAGGCAGUUCAGAGCAUCUAUUGGAUGCGGUGGUGGCGAAUGCUCUGUCCACUGGUGCUCAAUCUUGUAAUAGCUCUUCAACACUUUUAGGUGGGUCUUGUUUGACCGAGUCUAAUGGGGGUGGUAGUGGUUCAAUAGCUGAUGAUUCAAUUUCGGACCCAUGGAGUGGUUACCUGGGGUUUGUUCAGGGUUCCAGAGGAACAAGUGUGAGAUCUCCAAGUGGGUUGUCUUCGAAGGCAAUGAGCACUAUGGUUGAAGGGGAGAGGAAGGAAGUUUUCUCUUGUUCACAUUCAAAGAAGUUGAUCGAGCCAUCAAAGCUUACUAAGCGAAGGGCGAAGCCCGGCGAGAGUUGCAGGCCAAGACCACGGGAUAGACAGCAGAUCCAGGACCGAGUGAAAGAGCUUCGCGAGAUUGUGCCAAAUGGAGCCAAGUGCAGCAUAGAUGCAUUGUUGGAACGCACGAUUAAGCAUAUGAUAUUCUUGCGGAAUGUUACUAGCCAUGCAGACAAGUUGAAGCUUUGCUCAAAGGUAGCCGAUAACAAGCAAAGGCCAUUAUUGGUAGGGAGAAGCAAUAGUGAUCAGAGAGGUGCAAGCUGGGCUCUCGACUUGGGAAGCCAGACCGGAGUUUGCCCUGUUGUUGUUGAAAAUCUUGAUCACCCUGGCCACAUGCUUGUUGAGAUGUUAUGUGAAGAAGAUGGGCUUUUUCUUGAGAUAGCGCAGGUUAUCAGAAACUUAGGGUUGACAAUCAUAAAAGGACUCAUGGAAGCCAGAGCGGACAAAUUCUGGGCUCAUUUUGUGGUUGAGGGACCUAGAGGCAUACAAAGAAUGGAUGUUCUUUGGCAGCUAAUGCAACUUUUACAGCCGAAAUCCCCAUCGACUCAGCUUCAAGCAAAUGUUCUUCAUGUCAUGUGAAACUCCGUCGGCCACUUGAUUUUAGUUCAGUAAUUUGCUGUUUUUGCUUGGCUUGCGGAAUGUAUCUAUGGUGUUCUAAGGAGUCAUUCAUCGUGCACAGGAGCAAAAACAGAAACAUCCACCAUGAAGAAACAACGUUUUGAACUUUCAAUAGAGUUGCAGCCUAGUUUGAAGAA
Molecule: messenger RNA, 3925 nt
Organism: Amborella trichopoda
Lineage: Eukaryota; Viridiplantae; Streptophyta; Magnoliopsida; Amborellales; Amborellaceae
Product: transcription factor LHW
Biological process (GO): regulation of DNA-templated transcription
Molecular function (GO): protein dimerization activity; DNA-binding transcription factor activity
Source: RefSeq, a predicted model, not a curated record